AACUCAAUGUCCAAGAAUCCAUCCAAACAAGAACCAAACCCGGUUUGAAGGUGUCAGAGAUGAUCCAAUGUUUAUGUGAGACAAAACAAAAGUCCAGUGCACUUACCAACACAUCUUGUCUGUGUGUAUGUGAAGCCCAAAAACUAAAGAAGAAUUUUCUUGCUUUUCAACCAAACAAACCUACUACCAACCCUAACCCCCUAUAAUUCAGCUCUAUCUACUCCUACAGAGUCCUCUAAAUCCCAUAUGAUGUUCAAACCUGAAAUUCUAGUAUACGUUUUAGCUUUCCCUUUUAGGAAACAUUCAAUGUACCAUUUUUAGAUCUGUAUAGCUAGCCACUAAUCAUGGAUCACUUCCUUAUCAAAUCUUGAAUUGAUGGUCUAGAUUCAUUCUUAUGGAUCCAUAGAUGUAGAAAUGCAACUUGGGUAUGUUUAGUUUCAUCUUUAGGUGGGACAUUUUGGUGGGGUUUCUCUAUUUUAUCCAAGAUUAGCUUUUUAUCAAAGACUGGAGCUUUUUCUUAUCAAAGAUUUGAUUUUUAGUUAUCAAAGAUUGGAGCUUUAGUUUUAUAGAUGGCUGAUUAUCAAUUUUGGUCUAUGUUUAUGGUUAAUUGUACAACACAGAGCUGACUUUUGUUUAUCUGGGGCUUACCAAGAAACAGGUAUUUUUAGGUGGAUUUUGGGUCUGGUACAAAAUUCCCAUCCAAGAUUGAUUCUUGAAAAGGUCUAGGUUGGAUUGGGUUUUACUUUUUGGUUUCUAAUUAUAGAAAGAGAUGUUCUUUGAACUUCUUUGAAGUUCAUUGUUAAGGAGUUUGAAACCAGUGUUGUAUAGUUAUUAUCUAGCGAGGUAUUAGGUGAUAAAAUGUCCUUCAGGAGUAUGAUUCAGGAUAUGAGAGGUGAGUUUGGGAGCAUUUCCCGUAAAGGAUUUCGGUCUAGGUCACAUAGGGUGGUUCAGGAUUGUACUGUGACAACAUUAGAUGCUUUAAGGCAAAGUUGUUGGGCUAAUAUGCCUCCUGAGCUAUUGAGAGAUGUCCUAAUGAGGAUUGAGGCAUCUGAUUCUGAUUGGAGGCCGAGGAAACAUGUGGUUGCUUGUGCUGGUGUUUGUAGGAGUUGGAGAGAAAUAAUGAAAGAAAUUGUUAAAACACCUGAAAUUUGUGGGAAAUUGACGUUCCCCAUCUCCUUGAAGCAGCCUGGUCCUAGAGACAAUCUUGUUCAAUGUUUCAUCAGAAGGAACCGCAGCUCUCAGACAUAUCACCUCUACCUUAAUUUAAAUGAAGCUUCUAACGAUGAUGGUAAAUUCCUUCUUGCUGCUCGGAAAUGUAGAAGGGCAACAUGCACAGAUUACAUCAUUUCUUUAAAUGCUGAAGAUGUUUCUAAGGGUAGCAGCACCUACAUCGGGAAGCUGAGAUCCAACUUCCUUGGGACCAAGUUCACUAUCUAUGAUGCGCAACCCUCUAAUGCAGGAGGAGCUAAAGUCAGUAAAUGCCGCUCUACUAGGUUUGUUGGAAUGAAACAAGUCUCUCCAAGAAUACCUGCCGGCAACUAUCCUGUAGCUCACAUUUCAUACGAGUUGAAUGUCCUGGGGUCUAGGGGACCGAGGAGGAUGCUGUGUGUCAUGGACGCAAUUCCGGCUUCUUCUAUUGAACCUGGGGGUGUAGCCCCUACGCAAACAGAAUUUGUUCCUGUGAAUAUAGAUUCCUUCCCCUCCAUCCCCUUUUUUAGGUCAAAAUCAACUCGCAUGGAUAAUUUCCCAUCCGGACCUUUACCCAGUCAAAAAGAUGAAGUACUAACUUUGAAGAACAAGGCUCCUAGGUGGCACGAGCAACUCCAAUGCUGGUGUCUUAACUUCAAUGGCCGGGUGACAGUUGCUUCUGUAAAAAACUUUCAGCUAGUUGCUUCUCUGGGGGAUGGAGCUGGACAGGAACAUGAGAAUGUUAUUCUCCAAUUUGGGAAAGUGGGAGAAGAUGUGUUCACCAUGGAUUAUCAGUAUCCUAUAUCUGCAUUUCAGGCGUUCGCAAUCUGCCUCAGCAGCUUUGACACCAAAAUUGCCUGCGAAUGAUUAGACAACAGGCAAUAUCUCAUUUCUGGAAACCCUAAGAAUUACUGAUGAAGCAUUGCGUCCUGUCACGUGUAAUGAUUGGUAGACUGGAUCGUGCAGGUUCUGCAAGAAGUAUUGAGGUGUUCGGAUUGGCGAUUGCACUAACCCUGUGUGCGUUAGUUACUGAACUAACGCCCAGUUAAAUUGUAGUAGGUAUGUUUGUUGUUGAAUUAAUCACCCGUUUUUCAUGUGCUUGGACCUUCCCUUUCUUGGUUUUCUGUAAAUAGACAAGGAUGCUUCACGGUUUGUUCAAUUAACUUACUAUUUCUGUUA
Molecule: messenger RNA, 2367 nt
Organism: Lycium ferocissimum
Lineage: Eukaryota; Viridiplantae; Streptophyta; Magnoliopsida; Solanales; Solanaceae
Product: tubby-like F-box protein 3
Exons: 6
Coding region: 859-2055 (398 amino acids)
Molecular function (GO): protein binding
Source: RefSeq, a predicted model, not a curated record